AUGGCAACGGCUCCGUUCAUUCACGCGCGCUGUUCUUACUCGUCUCGAAUCUCCAAUUUCAUCAACAAGAGUGGCUCACAACAAACCCCUAUCGCUUCUUCUUCUUCUUCGUCGUCUUCUUCAGCCUCCAAUUCUGGUUUCAAUUUAUCUUCUGGUACAAACAGUGGACAGAGACACCAGGGCCUAAGAGCUCAAGCUAUGAGUGCUACCACUAAUGGAAACUCUAUUUCCAGCAUGGGAAAUUCUAGGAAUGACCCAGAUCAUCUCCUUGUUCUUGUUCAUGGUAUCUUGGCUAGCACUGCGGACUGGACUUAUGCAGAAGCAGAGUUGAAAAGGCGCCUUGGAAAGAACUUUCUAAUUUUUGUAAGUUCAUCAAAUACUUAUACCAAGACCUUUACUGGGAUUGAUGGAGCUGGAAAGCGAUUAGCCGAUGAAGUUUUGCAAGUUGUCAGAAAAACAGAAAGUCUAAAAAGAAUCUCCUUUCUGGCCCAUUCUUUAGGAGGCUUGUUUGCUAGAUAUGCAAUUUCUGUCCUCUAUUCACGUGAUUCCUAUAAUAGGGACCAACCCGAUGAUCUUGCACACAGCACGGAAGGAAAUUCCCAAAGCUCAAGCUUUUCGAAAGGAGGGAUGAUUGCUGGGUUGGAGCCAAUCAGUUUUAUUACUUUAGCUACUCCACAUCUUGGUGUAAGGGGAAAAAGGCAGCUUCCAUUUCUGUUGGGCGUCCCUAUACUAGAAAAGCUUGCUGCACCUAUGGCUCCUUUAUUUGUUGGUCGGACUGGUAGUCAGUUGUUCCUUACUGAUGGUAAACCCAACAGACCGCCUCUUCUGUUGAGAAUGGCUUCUGAUUGUGAAGAUGGAAAGUUUCUAUCUGCACUUGGAGCAUUUAAAUGUCGCAUUAUUUAUGCUAAUGUUUCAUAUGAUCAUAUGGUUGGAUGGCGCACAUCCUCGAUAAGGAGGGAAAUGGAGCUCAGUAAGCCUCCUCGCCAAUCUUUAGAUGGAUACCAGCACGUGGUUGAUGUUGAAUAUUGCCCUCCAGUCCCUUCUGAUGGCCCUCAAUUUUCUCAAGAAGCAGUGAGAGCAAAGGAAGAAGCACAAAAUGCACCUGGUACCCAGAAGACUGUUGAAUAUCAUGAAAUCAUCGAAGAGGAGGUCAUACAAGGAUUACAACAGUUGGGAUGGAGAAAAGUUGAUGUCAGCUUCCAUUCAUCAUUCUGGCCUUUCUUUGCUCAUAACAACAUUCAUGUUAAAAAUGAAUGGAUUCACAAUGCUGGUAUAGGAGUAAUUGCUCAUGUGGCUGAUAGCUUGAGACAACAAGAAGCAUCCUCAAUAUUGACCGCUAGCUUGUAA
Molecule: messenger RNA, 1347 nt
Organism: Vicia faba (fava bean)
Lineage: Eukaryota; Viridiplantae; Streptophyta; Magnoliopsida; Fabales; Fabaceae
Source: the annotation of a GenBank genome assembly